AUGACGAAAGAACCAAAAUCAAGCGGCGGCUUAAAGGGCUUGCUGCAGAGAACCGGAAAGUUUUUCUACACCACAGGUGUGUACGCUCGUGAUAAGGGCUCUACGGCAUUCAAAUGGGGAUAUCAAGUUGGAGGCCAGGUUGCCUUUGCCGUGGCGACUACGUCUAUGGUAAUGCUGAUGCCAUUACUUUUCGAAAUUGCUCGGGAGGGCCAGAUGCUAGAAUCAGAACGAGCGCAGGUCAAAGAUUACAAGGGCCGUGGGUAUUCGGAUCGGCAGCUGCAAGAGUUGGGUUUCAGCGAAGCCGCACUACAUACGCCGUCCGUCGCUUCUUUGAAUAAAAAGUAG
This is a messenger RNA of Phaeodactylum tricornutum CCAP 1055/1, 345 nucleotides long. RefSeq lists its product with no specific name. Lineage: Eukaryota; Bacillariophyta; Bacillariophyceae; Surirellales; Neidiaceae. The transcript has 2 exons. Bases 1 to 345 code for a protein of 114 amino acids. The record is from RefSeq and is a predicted model, not a curated record.